AGAAUUUUACUAGCACUAGGACCCUGGAGGAGACUGGGACUCCUGUGGUGGUGGGGCAGGCCAGGCAGGCUGACUGGCUGAGCUGUGUAACACACAGUCCUGCUCAGAGAGAGUGAGAGUGAGAGAGAGAGAGACAGAGAUCUGAGAGCAGAGAGAGAGAGAGAGAGAAGGGGAAGAGAGAGAGACUACAGGAACGCAGUCAGUUGCCUGUGCUGCUCAGUACCAGAAACAGGGAGCUGGGGAGGAAAUGGAGGGGCUCAGGAUCAUCGGCGGGAACUGACAUUACAGACCAGGAGAGGAGAGGAGAGGGAGAACUAUUGGAGAGGAGAGGAGGAAAGGAAGGGGCUCGUCUGCACAACAGAAGAUUUCUAAGGAGAGAGUCCAGGGUUGAAUGGGACCCACUAUGCCGCCCAGUAAGAAGGCCAGGAGCCAGAACAACGGAUUAGUAGCCACCCAGGGUCUGAGUCCUUUCUACAGGGAGGCGGAGGCAACAGACCUGUCCUUGUCCCUGUCGGCCUCCUUCUCCAAGGCCGAGGACGAGGAGCUCACCAGCCUCUCCUGGCUCCACGAGAGCACCAACCUUCUCAACAGCUUCUCUCACUCGGGGCUCCGCUCCGUCUCCCCCCUGCAAGAUCCUGAUGGUCACCCCCUACCCCCCCUCUCCCCUUCCUCCUCCUCCCCCUCCCCCGAUCCAUGUGACUCCUCUUCCUACGACAUGGCCACGGGAGCCAAUAGGAAGCCCCCAUAUUCCUUCAGCUGCCUAAUCUUCAUGGCAAUAGAGGAUGCGCCAUCCAAGAGGCUACCGGUGAAAGAUAUCUAUGGUUGGAUCCUGGAGCAUUUCCCCUAUUUUGCUAGCGCCCCUGCUGGCUGGAAGAACUCGGUGCGCCAUAAUCUGUCGCUCAAUAAGUGUUUCAAGAAGGUGGACAAGGACAGGAGUCAGAGUAUAGGUAAAGGCUCGCUGUGGUCCAUAGAUCCAGAGUACAGACACAACCUGAUCCAGGCCUUGAAGAAGAUGAUGUGUCUGUGUGUUUACUUGUGGUCUGGUUUGUCCCCCUACUGGUUUCUGAGGGGACUGGUUACCCCCUUCACCUCUUCUCUCACCUCUCCUCAGGCAUAUCACAGUCCUCUACUUUGGCCAAGGAGUCCCUUCAUCAGAAAGAAUGGAGUUCUCUUACAAGUUUCUCAAGGCGUGAUCCAAAAUGGGGCCUGCGUCAGGAGCCAUUGUCUGUUUCCUGUCAUCCGACCCCUACCCAUUAGCACCGUGGGCAGAAGGACCACUGCGAUAAGGUCAGCUCUGGGAGACUACCUGACCCCCUGUGACACCUCCCACCCUCCCAGCGACGACCUCCAGGAGGACCACAACUACAGCAAUGCCAAAUCCCCCAGCAUGCCCUGUUCUUCCCAGGGGCCCUCCGUGUCCGACGAAGACGAUGAAAUCAUUGCAGUGGAGGUGGGAGUCCACCGAGGGGUCAAAUCCGAACCUAAAGAAGUCCCACUGGACUCUGCCUCCGUCUCCUUCCUAUCCCAGCAUGCCCGGCGACGGGGACUGCCCUGGACCAAAAACCGCCUGCGGGCCCUGGGUGACACACUGCCGCUGAAGAAGCGCCGUUCGGCAGCAUCGGCAGAGAAGCCGCCGUUGGAGAGCGAUGAUGAGGAGAUGAAGGAGGCGGCUGGGUCGUUGCUCCACCUGGCGGGAGUCAGGGCGUGCCUCAACAACAUCACAAACCGAGCCAAGGCUGCUCAGAAAGAGAAGGAGCAGAAAGAGGCCCUCAGAAACUAACUAAUGCCAGGCCAUAGAGAGGCCUACACAUCAGGCCUGUACACCUGGCCUACACACCUGUCCAGCACACCUGGACUACACACAUAUCGCCAUGGCCUAGAAAGUAAUAGCUGAGACACGCCACAAAGACCAACGGCUAAAAGCAGUGUUACAAGGUGUGUUAACAAUCACCUGCUGGGUGUUGACAAAUGGUGGAGAUUCAACAUGUAGAAACGUUGUGAAAUGAACAGAAAAGGACAGCAGAUAUUCUGGUAAGAUUAGAUAGGAAGGACACCAGCUGCUUCUAACCAUUGGUGGUGUGUUGUGUCUCUGAUGCCUGAUUCCCACUAUUGACCCAAACUAAAGCCUAAACUGUGCUGGCUCUGAACAUUUAUUUACAGAGUGUCCUUUCCAGCAUGGUUCCAGCAGCAACUAUGGUGGAUGAGGGUAACCAGGCCAGGAAGCUCCAGUACAUCUCGGCUUGGCUCAGCUCAACUUUGGCUUCCAUAGUGUGAAAAGGGUAUAUGGCCAGGCCUGAGCACAGAGUCCUUCAGUAGGACGACACACCAGGUCUACACACUGACCUAUCAACCACCAACGGGCCAAGACAAAGAACUCUAUUCAAGCAUUAGUCUCAAUAGACAUUACUUCAUCUAUCUCUCUCACUCUAUCUCUCUCUAGCUCUCUUUCUCUCCUCCAGGGGCAUUAGGAGCAUCCUACUUAUUUGUGGCAAUAUCAGAAACCAUGUUUUCCUAUACGUUUCCUAUACGUUUCCUAUAUGUUUCCUAUAAGUUUCCUAUAUGUUUCCUAUAUGUUUCCUAUAUGUUUCCUAUACCUUUCCUAUAUGUUUCCUAUGUGUUUCCUAUAUGUUUCCUAUACGUUUCCUAUACGUUUCCUAUAUGUUUCCUAUAAGUUUCCUAUGUGUUUCCUAUAUGUUUCCUAUAUGUUUCCUAUACGUUUCCUAUAUGUUUCCUAUACGUUUCCUAUAUGUUUCAAUGCUAACUCUGAUGGGUAAUUGAUUCUCAUGUGUCUCUGUUGAUGUUUUUAUGUUGUGUAAAGGGAUGCAAGCCAUAGAAAAAUAUGUUUUGUCCCUAAUUAGGGAAAAACAUAGUAGAAAAUGUCAUGUUUGAGGAGACUAGCUGACCGUUUUGUGUAAUCUGUAAGUGUCAGAGGUUACGUCUGUGAAUCUGUAGCAAAUGUCCAGUAAUGUAAGCAAGGAAGUUGAGCCAAUAAUACUUACAGUUUUAAAACAGGUAAAACCUGCUGCUCACACAUCCUAUGCCCAUGAGCACAACAUGUAAGACUGUGCCAAAGACAAGCGACCGGGUUGCCUGAUGUAGCCAAUCUGCUUACAAAGACAAAUGUAAAGGCAUAGCAUGGUCAUGUAUGGCUCAGUUGGUGGAGCACGGCUGUUGCACCACCUAGGGUUGUGGAUUCAAUACCCGUGGCUACCCGCAUAAAUUGUAUUCAUGCACGACUGUACGUUGCUUUGGAUAAAAGCAUCUGCCCAAUGGCAAUAUAGUAUUACAUCAGAAAAUCUUCAGAGAAGAGACAGGAGAAUACCGUAAAUGUCUAAACAAUUGUAAAAAUCUGUUCUUAGAGAAUCACGCAUGCACUUAAUUGACAUUCAUUACAGCUAUUUCUAUUACCAAUAGUAAAGACAUCACGGAGAAUGGGGCACGAUUCCUUUAAGAGCACUUUUUAAUAUUUAAGGAAAAUUAGAACUUUACUGUUACAAUGUUUUUGUUGUCAUGGUGACGACUUAGUGCCGGGUCAGAGGCAAUAUAUCUCCUCCAUCUUGUGCUUGUUGCUCAUAUGCAUCUGAAAUUGCACCCUAUUCCCUUUAUAUUGCACUACCUUGUCCAGAGCGUCAUGGGCUCUGGCCAAAAGUAGUGCACUAUAUAGGGAAUAGGGUGCCAUUUCAGACACAGUUUCACUUAGACUAUGUCCCUCAAACUCUUCCAGUAUUUCUCUUCUAUUAAAAAGUGAAUGUCAGUUUAAAUAUACCCCAUGUUACGACACCUGCCUAUCAUUUAACAGACUCACAAAACUAUUUACAUAAAUUGUGGAUUCGUUGUCGUUUUAUCUCUGUUUGAAAUGUUUCCCAUUCUUUCUCUACCUACUCUCAUAAAAGUAUAAGCAAUUUGUCCAGUCUGGACAACUGUAAAAAGGUUAGAAAAUAUUUUAUUUUUCCUUUCUUAAUUGAAGCAAUUUGACCUGCAGGACUUUCUCAGUUAUAUUGCAUGGGUGCUUGUAAAUAAGAUACAAAAGUAAAUCAUUUUUUAUUCAAAGAUCAUGUAAUAUAAACAAUGUAUUUAGCAUGAAGCAUGACUUAUUUUCAUAUAAACUUAGAUCCUACAAGAGAAAACUAAGUUUUUGCAGACAAUUCUUAUACCCUCGAUUUUUGUUUAAUUUAAUUCGAUUUUUUUUGUUGUAAAUUGAUAAUUGUAUUUCUUCAGAUGAGCAGAUUUAUAAAGACAAAUCUUCUUCAAGGAGAAAUGUUAUGGGGAAAUCACUCUGGCCCUUCUACUCUGGGCUUUAGGUAUAACAGACCUGGGUUUAAAUACUAUUUGAAAGCUUUCAAAUACUUUGAAUGACCUUGAGUGCCAGAUGGGCGGGGUUUGUACUUUGGGACUUUUCUAUUUGUUCCAUUGAGGCAAGCCCUAUCAAGCACAGCCCAAGUAUUUUACAUUAUGUCAAAUAGUGUAGUGUUUAAACCCAUGUCUGUUAGGUAUAAGGCUAGAUUGAAAAGCCUCUAGUGUGGUUUUCAGUCUUCUGCCUCUUAAAAGAUAAAUAUGUCAAUGGUCUAGUGUUUUUCAGAAGUUAUCAAUAGUGUGUGUGUGUGAGUGUGUGUCCAACAACCAUACACCCUUUAGCAUUGUGCCUGUUCUCAAGGCGUUGUGUUCCGAUGUCUUUGAUUGACAUUAUUUCAUAUUGAACAGCACAUAUUUCUUUAUUUAUCACAGUAUUUUCUCAUCUUGUGAAUAUGUUACUAUUGGGUCCGAGUUUUCUCCUGGCAGAAACCUCAGUGUAAACUGAUGGGGUAUAAGGAACUGUUUAACAUGAAAUUUAGAAUUCGUCAGAAUGUUCAGAACAAGUUCCACUGUUCUAAUUGGCUCCCUAGUCUACACCAGAUUAGCAUAGGCAAACCUUUUGUUCAAAGUUAUGUCAGAUACAAUAUAUUAAUGUAUGACUCAAUAGAGCCUGUUUUUAUGGAUUAUUUACUUUGGAAAAAUGACAUUACAAAGGAAAAGUAUUAUAUAAUGAGCGAUGUUUAAACCCUGCCAAUUGUUUCAGUUUUGAGUGAUUCAGUACAUUUAGCCCUGCCGUAGAUGAUUAGUGUAAGCUAUAAUGAGAAUACAUUAAAGCCUUAGUCAGUUCAUGCUCUGGUAUGUUCAUAUAUACAUGCAUACAUUUAAAUGUCACCUUUAUUUAACUAGGCAAUUCAGUUAAGAACAAAUUCUUAUUUACAAUGACGGGCCUGCCUCGAACAACAGAUGUUUUAACUUGUCAGCUUGGGGAUUUGAUCCUCUAACCACUAGGCUACCUGCUGCCCAAAACUGUACAUACAUACAUACUGUACAUACAUACAUACAUACAUACAUACAUACAUACAUACAUACAUACAUACAUACAUACAUUGGAGUGAGAUAAUGAACAUGUUUCUGGUACAACCAGCAGAGGUAAUAGGGUUUGGACUGAGGUUAUGUGCAGAGUAGAGUCAGAGUAGAGUCAGAGAGGUCCAGAGAGAGUCAGAGUAGAGUCAGAGUAGAGUCAGAGAGGUCCAGAAAGAGUCAGAGUAGAGUCAGAGUAGAGUCAGACAGGUCCAGAGACAGUCAGAGUAGAGUCAGAGAGGUCCAGAGAGUGUCAGAGUAGAGUCAGAGUAGAGUCAGAGUAGAGUCAGAUAGAGCCAGAGUAGAGUCAGAGAGGUCCAGAGAGUGUCAGAGUAGAGUCAGAUAGAGCCAGAGUAGAGUCAGAGUAGAGUCAGACAGGUCCAAAGAGAGUCAGAGUAGAGUCAGAGUAGAGUCAGAGAGGUCCAGAGAUUGUCAGAGUAGAGUCAGAUAGAGCCAGAGUAGAGUCAGAGUAGAGUCAGAGUAGAGUUAGAGGUCCAGAGAGUGUCAGAGUAGAGUCAGAGUAGAGUCAGACAGGUCCAGAGAGUGUCAGAGUAGAGUCAGAGUAGAGUCAGAGUAGAGUCAGAUAGAGCCAGAGUAGAGUCAGAGUUGAGUCAGAGUAGAGUCAGACAGGUCCAGAGAGAGUCAGAGUAGAGUCAGAGAGGUCCAGAGAGUGUCAGAGUAGAGUCAGAUAGAGCCAGAGUAGAGUCAGAGUAGAGUCAGACAGGUCCAAAGAGAGUCAGAGUAGAGUCAGAGUAGAGCCAGAGUAGAGUCAGAGUAGAGCCAGAGUAGAGUCAGAGUAGAGUCAG
Messenger RNA from Oncorhynchus nerka (sockeye salmon), 6179 nucleotides. RefSeq names its product forkhead box protein N3-like. Gene Ontology annotation, biological process: regulation of DNA-templated transcription. The transcript has 6 exons. Gene Ontology annotation, cellular component: nucleus. Gene Ontology annotation, molecular function: cis-regulatory region sequence-specific DNA binding; DNA-binding transcription factor activity. Lineage: Eukaryota; Metazoa; Chordata; Actinopteri; Salmoniformes; Salmonidae. The record is from RefSeq and is a predicted model, not a curated record. Bases 392 to 1780 code for a protein of 462 amino acids.